Molecule: messenger RNA, 660 nt
Organism: Sphenostylis stenocarpa
Lineage: Eukaryota; Viridiplantae; Streptophyta; Magnoliopsida; Fabales; Fabaceae
Source: the annotation of a GenBank genome assembly
AUGACCCAAACCAUGUCUGGCCCAAAUGAUUGGCUCCAAUUCUACAACCAAAAUCUCACACCUUCAAUCCCGGACUUAACGGUCACUACUGCUGCUACCGCUACAAGUUCUUUGCAGGAUUUAUCGAAUUCCAGUCCAUCAAACGCAACCUAUUUAGGUCCAGAAGGACGUGUGGGCAAAUCCACGCGCCGUCGCUCUCGGGCCUCACGCCGAACUCCGACCACCUUGCUCAACACAGACACCACAAACUUCCGAGCCAUGGUUCAACAGUUUACGGGAGGCCCGAGUGCACCCUUUGCACCGAGCCCAUCACCAGCACCUCAAGUCUUGCCAAACCUCUUGGGCUUUGGGUUCCCCUCACGCCCUAUCCCUUCUCUAAGCCCAACAACGCUUGUUAUGUCAACACCCCCUCUAAGCUACCACCACCUUCACCAACAACAGCAACGUCAACAGCACAUGUUUCAGCAGCAAAACCAACAAUACAAUUUGUAUAGUGCUGCUGGUGGCACACAAAGUGAAGACCAGAAUAACAUGUUUUUUCAGAGGCUAAGUAGCAAUCCAAUGAGCCCCCCAACAAGCAAUGUUGUUGUUAAGGAAAACAAUCGAGAUGGGGUUGUGAAUUUGGAUCAAGGUCGCUUCUUACCAAGCACUUCUUCUUGA